Salarias fasciatus (jewelled blenny) is the source of this 4461-nucleotide messenger RNA. RefSeq names its product dual specificity protein phosphatase 7-like. Gene Ontology annotation, cellular component: cytosol; cytoplasm. The coding region runs from base 58 to 1212 and encodes 384 amino acids. Gene Ontology annotation, biological process: negative regulation of MAPK cascade; peptidyl-tyrosine dephosphorylation. The record is from RefSeq and is a predicted model, not a curated record. NCBI's taxonomy places the organism in Eukaryota, Metazoa, Chordata, Actinopteri, Blenniiformes, Blenniidae. Gene Ontology annotation, molecular function: MAP kinase tyrosine/serine/threonine phosphatase activity; MAP kinase tyrosine phosphatase activity; protein tyrosine/threonine phosphatase activity. The transcript is spliced from 3 exons.
UCUAUUUUGCUGUUUUCAUGUCACAGCAGGGGACAGGUGGAUUAAAAGGUUUCCCCGAUGAGAAUUAAUCAUCCGUGGGGAGGCUCCGUGAUCGUGACUAUGAUGAUGAUGUCGAGUAAGAGCGUGGAGUGGCUGCAGGAGGAGCUGGAGUCCGGGGCCAGCUCCCUGCUCCUGCUGGACUGCAGACCGCACGAGCUGUACGAGUCCUCGCACAUCGAGUCGGCCAUCAACCUGGCCAUCCCGGGCCUCAUGCUCCGGAGGCUGAAGAAGGGAAACCUCCCCAUCCGCUCCAUCAUCCCCAACAACGAGGACAAGGAGAAAUUCGUCAAGCGCUGCAAGACGGACGUGGUGGUCCUGUACGACGAGGCGACCCCCGAGAGGCAGGAGUCCGGGAUGGGGAGCUCCGUGCUGGGGCUGCUCCUGCAGAAGCUCCGGGACGACGGCUGCAAGGCUUUUUAUCUGGAGGGGGGCUUUAACAAGUUCCAGUCUGAGUACCCCGAGCACUGCGAGACCAAUCUGGACUGCUCGUGUCCCAGCAGCUCGCCGCCGACCUCCGUCCUCGGCCUCGGGGGACUCCGCAUCAGCUCCGACUGCUCGGACGGGGAGUCGGACCGCGAGCCGGGCAGCGCCACCGAGUCGGAGGGCAGCCCGCUGCCCAGCAACCAGCCGGCGUUCCCCGUGCAGAUCCUGCCGUACCUCUACCUGGGCUGUGCCAAAGACUCCGCCAACCUGGACGUGCUCAGCAAGUACAACAUCAAGUACAUCCUCAACGUGACGCCCAACCUGCCCAACAUGUUCGAGCACGAGGGGGACUUCAAGUACAAACAGAUUCCCAUCUCCGACCACUGGAGCCAGAACCUCUCGCAGUUUUUCCCCGAGGCCAUCUCAUUCAUCGACGAGGCCCGCUCCCAGAAGUGCGGCAUCCUGGUGCACUGCCUGGCCGGCAUCAGCCGCUCCGUCACCGUCACCGUGGCCUACCUGAUGCAGAAGCUCAACCUGUCGCUCAACGACGCCUACGACUUCGUCAAGCGGAAAAAGUCCAACAUCUCCCCGAACUUCAACUUCAUGGGCCAGCUGCUGGACUUCGAGCGGACGCUGGGCCUCAACAGCCCCUGCGACAACCACUCCGCCUCGCCCACGCACGACCAGCUCUUCUUCACCACGCCCACCAAUCACAACGUGUUCCAGCUGGACACGCUGGAGUCCACAUGAGGGCGGGGCGGCGGGAACCAACGGCCGCGCCGGUGGAGAGCGGCCGCUUUUUAGUGAAUGUUUGGGCCUCUUGGGGCUCGACGCCGGAGAGCCCGGCCGCGGAGCAGCCGCCGUGCGGCGGCGAGGCUCAGAGAAGCCACGGUUAAAGAGGACAGGGAGAUUUUUUUUUUUUUUUCUUUUUUUGUUUUUUCGACCCAGAGAGGCGUGACUGUGUGUUUACAAAGGCUUCCUCCUCAGCGUUGAUUUGAACUGAGGACGGGAUAAACCCUGAUCGCUUGUCUGGUUAGGCGAGAACAAGGGAGGCUGGAGUGAGGGACUGACGGCUCGCAGCGGGACGCGCCGCUUCGUACGAAGAGAGGAAGACGCAACGCGGCGGCUGGAGGAGGCGACAGCUUCCUCUCUGUCUUUCUGCCUCGGCUCUCCAGCUGAGCGGACUGGUGCCAAGUGGAGAAUCUGGGAUUUACUCGUAGGAAAUCUCGCUCUACUGAAUGUAGAGUUUUUCAAAACCAAGGAAUUUACACACACACACACACACACACACACACACACACAUAAACAAAGUAUGUAUGUUUGUACCGUAUGUAUGUUAACGUACAUUGCAGAAAAUGUAUGGGCAGUCCUUAAGGAAUUCAGUAUGUCUUUAUGCAUUUUUGUAUAUUUUUAUGUACAUUUACGCACAGAUCUAUACCUUAUAUGAAUAUAAACACAUAGAAAAUCUUAUCUUUGUCCAAAACAACAGAGUAAUUCAAUCCAAUAAUGGCUUAAGAGAUUGUAAACCUAAAGAAGGGGAAUGGGUGUGGAGAGCGUUGUCUUUUUCUUUUCCUCUUCGGUUCUGUUUUCCUGUGGGUCCGUAGUGACCUAAUGCGGUUUGCACAGUGGUGGAGCCAUCGACUUGUUGGCACUUGGAGCCUGUCGCUGGAAGCAGGCGGAUAAAGAGACAUUGAGAGCGGAGGAGGCCAGUCCCAGGCUGCGACGAGUCCUGACAGCUGCACGGCGCGGUGGGGAGGGAGCAGGAACUGGUUACCCCCCCCCCCCAACCCACCCCACCCACCCCAUCCCUCCCUCCACAACCCCCAUCCAGAGCACCGGUUCAGGGUUCAGCCAGCCGGGGGGUGGGUGGGAGGGGACCGAGGAGUCAGUCGACCUGUGACCGAGCGGUUCUCGGUUCCCGGUUCCGUCUUCUCUCCCGUUAUGACUGUUGAUCCAGUUACUGUUUCCACCAGCUCCUCUCGCCCGUUUCAUUUCAGUUAGGAACUGAGCGCCGCCAGUACUCUGUGCUUGAACCGGUUCCCUAACAGGUUUGGCGGCAGGUUCACACCGGUUAGUGCGAAGGCAGCGUCACCACAUGUGAGUGUGCAUGGAUGAACGAAUGAACGAGUGAAUGACUCAUACAAGGAGAGACAGUGAGCGCGACUCUUCAGGCAGCUUAUCUUAGUAGCCACGGGCUCAUAGGAACCUCAGCCUUCUGAAAACCGGCACUGCAGGCUCGUCUCAAAGCCCUCCUGAGUCCAUUUCUCUCAGCGUUUCUGAGAAAGACGCCUGGAAGCAGAAGGGCCGAGUGGCCGAGCUACCCGGACCCAGUGCCGGGAGCCUGACGGCGUCACUCAGAUCCCCUCCUGCAUCAGAACGCUGACAGAAAUGGUUUCCCGGGGUCUCGGCGGGACUUCUCCGUGCGAUUGUGGCGUUGUGCGCUGGGACUGGCCUCAGCUUCAGACUGCUCUUACCGAUCUGCAGCGGUGGAAACAGACGGUCUCCAAAUCACCCAUUUCAUCAAAGAAAGCUUUGUAGGAGUCCAUUCACCCUUAAGCCUUGGGUAUAUUAUAUGAAAGUUAUAUUAAAUACAAAUGAAUAUAUAUAGAUAUUUAUAUGAUAGAGUGACUAGUAAAACAGAUCUAUAUUAUUUUGUAUACCUGAGCAUGCUGUGGUGCUGUAUGCUCUCUAACAGUAGACGUAACCACGGGUUGGAUGUUGCUUUAACCGGAGGAACGACAAAACAAACGAGGACCGUUUUUUUAACUGCUGUUGCCGCCGUCACGGCGCACAGCGUGUGGCCGAGGCGUUUUCUGAGACAGCGUCCACAUCUGUAGCACUUAUACCAAAAAGAGAUUCAAUGCGCUUUGAAAAAAAAAAAAAAUAUAAAAGAAUCAUCUGGAAGACAAAUGAGAAAACCCCCCCACGGCGGUUUGAAGAGUUUUUCCUCCCAAUUAGAGAAGUGGAGCUGGGUCCACGAACGCAUCGGGCCUCAUGGGAAAAAAAACAAAAAAGAGACAUUUUCAUUUUCUUCCUCUUUGCGCGAACAUACUGAAAAUGACUGAUGAAUACAAACCAUCUGUUCUCCGGGUCGUAUAAUCCUGAAAUCCACACCUCGGAGUCGUCACACCAAGCCACUUCCAGGUUUCAGACACGAAAAAAGAAAAGGAAGAGAGAAAAAAGUGAACAUCAAACUGCAGAAUUAAGGAGACAAAACACAGAAGCAGACUUUCUGCUGCAGCAUCAGAUGCCAGGAAACGUGUUUUCAAGGUGAGGCGGAGACAAACGAGCCGGCAGCGCUGUGCUACAGGUGGUGUUUUCUCAGUGCCAGGUGUGAGGGAGGAUAUAUUUAACUCCGCGGUGACCCCGGCGCCAAGACGCUGAGGCAGCUGCUGGGAGGAAACCGAAGUCCUGCCGUCAGACGUUUCACAAACCUGGAGGUCGAGGCGUCCGUUACGCCGGUGUGGGGACUCCGAUGACACAGCCGGACUGCAAUCACACGGAUAAUCUCCAGAUUUAUGGAGGAUUAUGACUGUUUUUUGGAGAGAAAAAAAUAUUUCUAUUAAGUUUUAAAUAAACUGAAGUUUCUUAAUUUCAACUAAAUUAAAGUAAAUUUUAGGUUUCUCAUUCUAAUUGUUCAGAUGCACCUGAUAUAUUUGUGGCUCUCUUAAAUUCCUGCAGUGCACAUCUGUUAGUUUAUUUUCUACAUUCAUCAUUACAACUCUGGACCAAACCUUUUAAAAAAAACCCUUUCGAGUUUAACCAAAUCCUUUUUUUUUUUUUUUUUUGCACGAGGCUCGAUGUUCCCAGCCAGAUAUUUAGGCCUUUGAAGCAGAGAUCUGGACGAGGUCUGCACAGAAACAAAGAAGCGGGUUUCAGAGGGCACAGCAGUAGGAUCUGAUGAGCGUUGGUUUUUAGCUGGCCUUAUAUAAUCUUUCUAACUUGUUUCUAAUGCUGACUGUUCAAUACUCUUUGUAUCUCACUUUAGGGAAGAAAAAA